AUGGGUGUUGAGUCAGGGAUCCCGGAGUGCCAGGUGUCCAGCGCUGACUUGUUGUUGCCACAUUUUGUACGCCCCAGUGCUGUUACUUUCAUGGAGGCUGACGCAGACGGGUUUGUUGAGGAAGGGUUUGUAGGCGAGCCUGAACCAGCCAAGAAUUUCAUGCAGAAUGCCAUCCAUGUGCCAGGUAUGUGCCAUGCGAUCCACAAUGCAUCUUUAAACCUGGAUUCGUCGUGGUCAGAUUUCAAUUGGUUCAUGGACCAGGUUGAAACACUAGAUGCUUUGAUUGGCAAAAAACAAAUGCGGGAUCGUUUUGUCGAAGUUGUGUUGCGCAAUUCACCUCAAUAUGCAAACGGUAAAGACUUGUUCAGCAAGUUUUCUGCAACUCUUUACAGGGAGAGAUGGGGUGAAGUUGCAACCUAUCUGGAUGCAGCGUAUGCUUUGUUUGUGUUUUUGAGGCGUGCUUGGGAUGAGUCAGCUUUCAAGUCUGGACUUGAGGAGAGUGCGGCUUCAGGCCCUAGGAUGGACCCGCAGGCCAUCACAAAAGCGUUGAAAGAUGACUACUUCUUGAUAUACUGGCAAAUGCAAAUGUCAUUGCGUGAUGUCAUUCAACGCUUGCUUCGUUGGUCAGAAGGUUGUCCUUGCCAUUCCACAUUGCUAAUUGAUGCGACCCCACACGUGCGAGAAAAGAACUUACGAGCUGAAAUCUCAUGUCCUGAGGAAGUGCGAUGCCACUGUCCCAUGAUGGGGUGUCGAGCAGCAGAGCUAGUGGCUGGCUCUCUUGACAGCUUUGCUGAAGAGUUGCGCCGCGUGCAGUUGAACGACUUCUUAAGUAGUCGGCUUGUGCAGCUUUCGGUUGAACAGUGGGGUCGUUUGCAAUCUGAAUGGAAACUUGGAAGCGCAUAUAUAUGUGAAAACUUGCAGGUUCGACUUGGCUUCUUCAAAGCGCUUCCAUGGGUCAUCUUGGGGGGUGCCCACCCUGAACUUGAGAAAGCGCGGAGCUGCUUGAAGCGGGCCCUCAUGCUUUGGGAAGACCUGCCAGAGGAUGCCAAGGACAUGCAACACAAAAAAGCGCAAGAGUUGCUUCAACCUGGAAGGUUGAGAGAUGAAUUGCGCAAGUUCAUAGAGCAUGACAUGGCGCUGGAAGAGUUGCCUGUGUUGGAAGCCUACUUGGCACCUCUGGCAUUUGUGCAGGUUGCCGAGCGAAUCAUUGAAGCAGCUCACAAGGAUAUUGGAACACCCCCCAAACAUGGUACCUUGUCAGCGCUUUCCAUUCGCGUACGCUCACCAGAGCUCCUUCGCACAUUGGCUUUGAAGCCAGAUAGUUUCUCACAGCUGGUGGCUGAAUUUGAUGUUGCCCGCAAAAUCCGAGACUUUGCUCGUUCAUUUCCAUGUUAUGUCAAGCACCCAGAUCUUCUUGCGUUGGAAACUGCCAAGCGAAACACCAAUGUACAAACGAGCUCAUAUGUCAAAACAGUCCGUGGUCUUUUGUACAGAGAUGCAAGAACUCAGCAUGGUGACAUUUCAAAAGCCGAAGCUGUCCACAACUUAGCCAAGAAUCUGGUCGACAAGGCCAAGGCAAGAUUUAAGCCCAAAGAUCCAACCCUUUCUCAGGAGGUUCUGUUUGCAAAUGAAGCUACUGCCUUCUUUCGUCAAAUUUGUGAAGAUGACCCUGGGGCUGUCCUCUCAAUUGGCAACGAAUUCUUUAUGCCGCUCAUGCUUCGCCCAUCAGCUAUUCAUCGGCCAUCACAUGCGCCGUGCACAAUUCCCCACAUGCAAAAGAAUGACAUGUUGGUCAUGAAGUUGGCCAACGGCGGGGAUGAGAGUGCGCCCAUUGUCUCUGCCUUGACUGGUGCCGAGAGCCAGUUGUUGAACCUGUGUUCUGUUUCUGUUGAAAUGGGUCUUGACCGCUUCUUGUCCCAAACCAAGGUGUGGCGCAAACCAUGCAAUGUCACGCUUGUGUUGCCUGACAUGCCAACUGUUUCGCAUGUUGACUUGUCCAGGGUUCUUGCGUACAUGGUGGAGAACCAGGCGCUUCCAGAGUUUGGCAAAGGCGUUGGCUUCAGAGUUGGCACUCUUGAUGCUGAUGUGCUUGAUCUCUUGAUUGAAAAAGGAUUUGCAGAAGAGACCCUUUUUGGUACUGUCUUGACCACAGAAGCUGUUGCAAAACUUGAGUUCAAACAUGUUCUGCAAAUGCCACAGGCUUUGAUGACCAUCCGAAACUUACCCGACAAGGAGCUUCAUUGCUUUGAGUUGAUGGUGCGCUUGAAAGAUGCAGGGUGGAGUUGGUCAGCCUUGCCUAAAAGGGUCAAGGACCGAAGGGGAUUGAAUUACCAAGUGGGGCAGCCCCUUACUUGGCACACUGCUGGCGUCACUGUUUGCAAGUCUUAUGCCCUAUGCCUUCUGCAUGCAGAGUUGUUGUUGCAGAACCAUGGGAUUGAGGCUAUUCCGCAUGGCUUGCCUUCUGAAGUGUAUGACAUGGUGUUGCUUGGAAAGUCACCUCAGCUGGCUCUAGAAGAAUGUGAAAAGAAACCUAGGCCAUCUGCACAGAAGCGACGCCAAACUCAGGAGUUGCUUCCUGACGUUGACCUUCCCGAAGAGACACCUUUGGAGCUACCCCCGCUUCCCAAAAGAUUAGCUUUGCCGCCAAGCGAUUUGGCAAUUGACCAGACAGCAGAAGGUGUGCCUGUGCCAGAUGAACUGCAGAGUAUAGAUGAAAUAGAUGAAAGUAUCCUACGUCACAUAGCAGAGAACAGUCACUCCCCCCAUGAGCCAUGUGUUUCAGAUGAUCAGGCUGCUUCGGUGUCUGCUGUAGAUGACAGCAUAGUUCCAGCUGCCCCAGCUCGCGGCCCGCGCCCCAAAGGUGAGGCCAAGCCAAGGUUGCCAAAGUGGGGUUCCUUCUCUUUCCAUAGGAAGUCAGCAGAAUUGGCCCCUCCGCAUGGUGGUGUCGAAGCAGUGUGUCGGUUCCAUGCUUUGAACAACCGCACUGGUUGCAAGAAAUUUGUUCGGAUACAGGGGCCUUCAGAGCAGGAUGAAGAACUUUGUCUCAACACUUUGCGCCACUGGUGCAACCAAGCCAUGAAAUUUGACCGCCAGCGCAAACGCAUGAAAAUGCCACUGCGCCCUGCGGACAUCCCGCCGGAAGACGUUGUAUGGUUGCAAAAACUGGAGACAGAGCCGCCUGAAAAGGCUCCCACAGACCAAGCCUUGGAUGCUGCUUUGGAUUGCAGCGGUGCGGAGUGGCUACAUUUCAUUCAGAAGGCCGGCGUGCGCGACAUGAAAUGCAUGCGAUAUGUAAUGGUUUUUGGCGUUUUUGUGCUCCGCGACGGGUUGUGUGAGUGGCCAUCAGCGUUGCCUGCCAUGCAAGACAAGCUGGCUUCAGUGCUAGGUGUCACUCCUUGCCUUGAGCGGCGUGUGACAAGCGGUAAAGAGAAGAUCUGGGUCACAACAUCUUUUUCUGGUAUGAGUACUUUUGAACAUGCUUUGGAUCGAAUUUCUGGCGCCUUCACCCCACCCAUCGGGACGCGGCCGCAAGGGUGUCAUGGUGCAUUCCAAUUCUGGAGCAUCCAUGAGAUCAGCCACCAGUGCAGAGAGCUGGCCUUUGAAUCCAAGAUGUGCCCUGAGCAUAUUUUUGGUGACAUUUGCACACAAGUUCCUGAGUCACUUCAGGAGCAGAUGUCCUUCAUUGUGAAUGCUUGCGAGGGGAGGGCCAAGUUAGCAGCAAAGUCAGGCAGGAAAGCUGCACAGGUCAAAGAGGAGUUGGAUAGGUUGAAUGAGCGGUGCAUGAACAAGCUUUUUUCACUUGUGUCGAAGGCUGCCGCAGAAGGCCAACUUGCUGAGAAAGGUUGGUGUUGGAAGCAUGGGCAGGAAUGCCCGCUGAGCCCACCCAAGGAGGAAGGAGAUUUACACCUAGAGAUUGGUGGCAAUGUUUGCGUUGCAUUCACACCGCAAGGAAAUCAAGGCCGGUGGAUCCACGCAAGUGCCAUUCCGGCAGCUAUUUGGCUCAUCGCCACAGCUCACAGACAGGUUGACUUGGUUUUCCAGGAGUGCUCUCAUCGAUUCAACACACAGCAAGUGUUUGAGAGGACCUUCAAGGAAUCUGAAGGUUGGGCCACAUCAGUUCUUCAGCUUUCCCCAAUGGAUGUUGGGGUUCCUAUGCGUCGACUUAGAAACUUCAGCUGGACUGUGAACACAAAACGAUUGGAGCUGCUCAUGCCUUUCACAAAUGAUGCCUUCUUGAACAUUUGCGGCUCUCCUGUUUCUUUGACAGGGCAUGACUUCUUCUGCGCUCCUGCAGCCUUGGUCAAGGACUGCGUGAGGAAUCUUGCCCAGAAACGAGGCAUGCCUCUUGCAAUUGGGGCAAGGCUUGGGGCAGCUGUGCUUCCUACAGGAAUGAGAAGCCGACUUUUGGAAUACCAAGCUUUGUUGAAGUCGGCUCCUGAUGGGGCCAUUGUGCCCAUCUUCGACUUGUCCCAGAAUGCCAAAGUGCGGCCAAAGAUGGAACACCUGCUGCCAUCUUUCCUCACAGGAUCGUUGAUAUGGUCUGAGCAGUGCCGCCGGGAGAUGUUGUCGCAGGAAGCUUUCUUGGCAUUUGGGUGGCCAGUGCCUGGCUUGUGCCAGAGUGGUCAUGAGUUUCCUUUUGAUGUGGAUGCAUUCUUUGAUGUCAAGAAUGAGCGUUUCCUGGUGAAGGCGUUGGGCAAUUCAGUUCACUGUCGUCUGGUUGGCUUUCUCAUGGCCUUCGGUUUGAGUAUCACGAAGAAGGUCGCAAGAGAAGAAGGGAAAGGGUGGCGCGCAGCAGCGCCUGUGUAA
Durusdinium trenchii is the source of this 4806-nucleotide messenger RNA. The record is from the annotation of a GenBank genome assembly. Lineage: Eukaryota; Dinophyceae; Suessiales; Symbiodiniaceae.